Molecule: messenger RNA, 255 nt
Organism: Penicillium vulpinum
Lineage: Eukaryota; Fungi; Ascomycota; Eurotiomycetes; Eurotiales; Aspergillaceae
Exons: 1
Coding region: 1-255 (84 amino acids)
Source: RefSeq, a predicted model, not a curated record
AUGGCGCAACGAGUCUGGUCCAGCGAGAUACACCAGCCGGUCGGCCAAAGCUCCGUCGAAAUCAGUGAUGAGUAUCUCGAGCAUUGCUGGUUCACUGAGGACGAAGUUCGCAGCGCUGCUCUAUACGUGAAAGGCACUCCACCGAGUCCUUUCGCUAUGCUUCUGGCCAAAAAGGACAUGGUUUUACUUGCCUUUGAGUUGUUCAGACAAUCCCAACGCCAUAAUGUGCCACCUUCAUUUGAUAUAGUGCGCUAG